Helobdella robusta is the source of this 753-nucleotide messenger RNA. RefSeq lists its product as hypothetical. The transcript is spliced from 4 exons. Lineage: Eukaryota; Metazoa; Annelida; Clitellata; Rhynchobdellida; Glossiphoniidae. Gene Ontology annotation, biological process: positive regulation of DNA-templated transcription. The coding region runs from base 1 to 753 and encodes 250 amino acids. Gene Ontology annotation, cellular component: nucleus. Gene Ontology annotation, molecular function: DNA-binding transcription factor activity. The record is from RefSeq and is a predicted model, not a curated record.
AUGACUGCCUUCAACUCGUUCAUGUAUCCCAGAAGUUCCAAUUAUUCAGUCAACUCAAUUCUUCAAAAUUCUAAUUUUUUACAACACCAACAGCUAUCAAACAUUCCACCACAAUCUCAUCAAGAGCUGAACUCCCAUCUACACCACCACCACCACCAGCUACAACAACAACAGCAGCAGCAACAGCAGCAGCCACACAUACCACUUCAUAUACCUCCGGGAUUGUAUCCAAAUAAAUUUUCUUUGCAACCACCUGAUUUAUAUUCAGCAAAUAGGCAGGAUCAAUUUCUUCUACCGUCGAACUUGCACCAGCACUUCCAGCACUCCCACCAACACGCGCUGGUUAACAGCAGGCAAUUGAGGAAUGUGGACGUUGAUUCUAACUUGCAGGAUGAUCCCAAAGUGGAGUUAGAAUCGAAAGAGCUCUGGGAACAGUUUCAUGAACUGGGCACUGAGAUGGUCAUAACGAAAUCUGGCAGAAUAAAUAUAUAUGACGUAUGCAAAGAGUUCUCAUUGGCUAUCUCGCCAGUGCAGACCUUUAAGAGCAGCAACGAUGUUGUACAGUACACGCAUGCAUACGAACGUAAGAGGGCUAGUGUCCCUUACCACAACCAAAGCCACUUAACGUUUGACGAUCACGUCUCCAACAUUGUUAAAUCAUGCAAAAAUUACAGAAGAACCAUUUCUCACAUAGGACAUUUUCCAGGACAUUGCUUCAGCUAUUGCUCGGGGUCUGAUUCUUGCAAGUGUUGA